Molecule: messenger RNA, 1401 nt
Organism: Kwoniella mangroviensis CBS 8507
Lineage: Eukaryota; Fungi; Basidiomycota; Tremellomycetes; Tremellales; Cryptococcaceae
Exons: 8
Coding region: 1-1401 (466 amino acids)
Biological process (GO): transmembrane transport
Cellular component (GO): brush border membrane
Molecular function (GO): transmembrane transporter activity
Source: RefSeq, a predicted model, not a curated record
AUGGCCGAAUCAAAAAGUAUAGUAAAGAUAGUAUUCUUCGCUUUGGUGUUGGAUCUACUAGCAUUUACAAUACCCCUCCCUCUGUUCCCUAGACUCACGGCUUGGUACCUCCAACUGGACUCAUCACCCGACUCUCUGCUUUCCAAAUUAUUAUGGAUGAGUAGAAAAUGGAGAGCCACUUUACUUUCAUUCUCUUCCAACACUCAACUGUCCGAUGUAGGCAAGAAGGAAUGGGAUGUAGUGUUGCUGGGAGGUGCUAUGGGAAGUUUAUUUAGCUUUUGUCAGUGUUUGAUAAGUCCCUGGCUGGGAAGCUUAUCUGAUAAAUAUGGUAGAAAGAAAGUACUGUUAGCUACUAUGAUGGGCAAUAUGUUAUCUGCCUUGAUUUGGAUACAGUCUACCUCAUUUGCCUCAUUCCUCUUGUCCAGAUUGGUGGGAGGAUUGAGCGAAGGUAAUGUCCAGCUAAGCACAGCGAUCAUCAGCGACGUCACGACCCCUUCGACCCGAUCAAAGAGUCUAGCAUUGGUCGGAAUAGCAUUUUCCAUUUGUUUCACUUUAGGUCCAUCUUUAGGGGCAUAUUUCGCUUCGCAACCACCCCCCCUCACUCCCUCUUCCGCUUCUGGAAGUGGAUUGAACAUAUAUGCUUUACCCGCUACGAUUUCCCUAGUACUUCUUUUGGUAGAAACACUUUACCUUGCUGCUAAAUUACCAGAAACCAAAGGAUGGAAGAAAUCCCAAGACAAGUCUGAAGAGGACGAGAAAAAAGAGACGAAAGAUAGCCAGACCGAAUUGACUGCUGAGGAGAGAUUGAGGAAGUUGAGUCUUGUCGGAAGGCUACACGGACUGUUUUUGCUGUUCUUCUCGGGUGCCGAAUUCACUUUGACUUUCCUGACCUACGAUCUAUUCCAAGCUUCCAAUGCUCAAAAUGGACGAUUGCUCUCAUACAUCGGUAUCCUCUCUGCUCUCCUGCAAGCACGCCACGUCCGUCCCUCCCUCUCACGUCUCGGUGAACUUCGCGUCGCCUCGUACGGAAUCCUAUCUUGCGUAUUCGCUCUCUCCCUCCUGUCAAUCUUACCUCUCUCCUCUAUUGUAUCUUCCUCUCGAAUUUCCACAAUAGUAUUGUAUACAUCCGCAACCUGCCUUUCAUAUACUUCCGCGACGGUUGUUACUGGCUUAACAGCCUCAGCGGCCUCCCUAGUGGAUGAACAGCAACGAGGUAAAGCCCUAGGUGGAUUCAGGUCGAAAGGUCAAUUAGGCAGAGCUGUAGGCCCCUUGUUGGCAAGUUCGAUUUAUUGGGUCAAAGGACCUACAGUAGCUUAUGCGACGUUGGCGGGAUGUUUAGUCGUUGUGUAUGGGUUGGCGAGGACGCAGGUUGAUAGUAAAAAGAAGGGUAAGAUAGAGUAA